UCUUUCAAUGCCCUCGAACCACACCCGUCUUGUCUCAUACAGCCCACAACAGCGACUAUGCCUGCAGACCCCUCAAAAGACCGUCUCCUAAUCACCUCUGCGUCCGGUAAACAAGCCGGCAAACUCCUCCCUCUACUCUCCAAGUGGCAGAACAUCCGCCUAGCCGUCCACUCCUCCUCCUCCAAAGCCCGUCUCCAACAAGACUACCCCCGUGCUGAAGUGAUCCAAGCCGACCUUUACUCCCCUUCAGACUGCGCCUCGCUCCUCGAAAAUGUCACCACAGUCAUCCACAUAGGUCCCUCCUACCACCCCCACGAAACAGAAAUCGGCAAAAUGAUGAUUGACGCCGCCGUUGCCGCCUACUAUAAUGGCAACGGAGUGUUCAAGCAUUUCAUAUUGAGUAGCGUGUUGAACAGCCAGUUCAGUAAGAUGUUGAAUCAUGACUGUAAACGAGUUGUCGAGGAAUGGAUAAUGGAAUCUGGGAUUCCAUACACUAUUCUUCAGCCGAGCACAUUUAUGGAUAACAUACCUGUCGCUAUGCUGGCACAACAGGAUAAACCGGUGUAUCCUGCCCUAUGGAGUACGGAAAAUAGGUUCUCGAUGCUUGCAUUAAGUGACUUGGCUGAAGUGUUCAAGGUUGUGGCGGAGGAACGGGAAAAGCAUUUUUAUGCGCAGUAUCCGCUUACGUCGACGCAUCAGCCUAUCAGUUUUGGAGAGGCGUUGCGUAUCGUUGAGGGAAAGAUUGGUAAACAGGUCAUGGUCGAGAAGAAGGCGUUUGGGGACGCGGUGGAUGCUCUGCUAAAGAGGUUGUUUAAGCUUGAAGAUGCUGCGCAGGCGGAUAGGCGGAGUAGAGAUACGGCGGAAAGGAUGAUUUUGUUCUAUGAUGCGAGAGGGCUGGUGGGGAACAGCAAUGUGUUGGAGUGGGUGCUGGGGAGGGAUGCGUGUCAGUUUGAAGAGUUUGUUGAUCAGGCGGUUCGUGGAAAAGGAGAGCAAAGCACGAGAUGAACGACGCGGCGGACCAGUACGCAGACAUUGCAUGAUAAUGAUUUUGUAUUUGCCUUCGUCUUGCAUGACGAGAUUGCGCUCGCUCUCCCAGUCUUGCGCGUUAAAUGGUCUCUGAUUGUGAACCGGAUAUAGCAGAAAUGACCCCAACACCAACGCUGAACAGAUAGAGAAACAGCGGCAGUUGCAUGUCUAUCCAGACAAUAGCAAUGCCAUAAGAAGGACCGGAAAAUCCAAGCCCGAGAAUAUGUUGUAAAUAUAAACAUAAGAAACGUCGCAGUGACAGUAUGAAGACAAUGUUUGUGUGGUGAGUGUUUGAGCAUGCGAUCAAUUCUUGUAUCGCAAGUUGUUUCGUGACUCGGACACCGGGGAAUCCGAAGGUGUCUGUUUGGUAUCCGAGCUGUCGGAUGUUUGGAGGUUCGGUGGGUAGACGUCCCGUUAUGUCGUGUUUCAGAUCGCAAUGGAUAUGCAUGGGCAU
Alternaria alternata is the source of this 1480-nucleotide messenger RNA. RefSeq names its product NAD(P)-binding protein. Lineage: Eukaryota; Fungi; Ascomycota; Dothideomycetes; Pleosporales; Pleosporaceae. The record is from RefSeq and is a predicted model, not a curated record. The coding region runs from base 58 to 1005 and encodes 315 amino acids. The transcript has a single exon.